AUGGCUCCUCGCACAAGAGCAACGGACCGAUGCUGGACCUGUCGCCUUCGGCGCAAGAGAUGCGAUGGAGCGCAGCUGCGGUGCCAAGUCUGUGUCGACCUAGGAAUUCCAUGCUAUCGCUCAAAGGAUAAACCAGAAUGGAUGGAUGGUGGGUCCCAGGAGAAGCAGAUGGCAGAAACUAUGAAGCAGCAAAUCAAAUAUUCUGCCGGCCAACGGCGAGAGAAACAGUCCAACGUAUCGAAUGGAAGUCUCACAGGUUUUGUCGUCACUUCACAAUCGGAUUUCAUAGGAAAUCCCCCCAACUCCUCUUUGACACCGCCGACCAUCCGGGCUGAACCAUUUAUUUCGACACAACCAGGAGCUAUCUCACUACCAGCUAUGACGACUGGGCCAUUUUCAGCCAACAAUAUGACUGAUAGCUCGAAGCCACUCGCAGUGGUCCCAGACCAUGUGUUCGAUCUAGGGAAGAUGGACUCAACAUUCCCAACCGCGUCCCAGGCAUGGGAGUUAGACCUCAUUAUGAUCUAUCUAGAUUAUGUCUUCCCAUUUCUAUUCCCUUUCUACCGACCUCCCAUAAUGGGAACAGGGCGCGCCUGGCUACUCCGUUUUGUGAAACAAAAUGGAACGGUGUUUCAUUCCGUGCUCAGCAUGAGUUCUUUCUUCCUUACCGUGGGGCUCAAUGACACAGCGGAACUUGCCGACUUGUCAUCCGGCCGUCCACAGCGUUGUCGGACAAGUAUCUGGAAAGAAGUUUCAGAACGAGCAGAAAAGACAUUCACGAUGCUGCAAACGGUCAUUUCAGAGCUUAAUGACGAUCCAAAUCCUACGAUAUUGCAACGGGCGUACGUCAUGGAAUCUAUCCUACAGCUUUUGAUCUUUGACCGCUUUGUGGGGGUGAAUAAAGGUUGGGAGGCGCAUCUCACCAUGGCCAUCAAUAUCUUCGAGGAGAUAUACAACGAAUGCUCUUUUUCUAAUCAAGGACAAGACGGACUUAUUUGUGUUCUGGAAAGAAUGACCUGGCCCGGAUCUCGAGUCAUUGGGUUUGAACGCAGGCUAUGGAAUGCGGACCAAGCUGGAUUUCGGUUUUUCACCGCAAUCCUACUAUACUUCGACAUAAUUGCCAGUACUUCCUUGGAUAAAGCCCCUGUUCUAUCUCACCUGCACUCUCCGCUUAUCGGUGACAUCCCACUCCAAGAAACUAGCGGUCGUCUGAACUUAUUACAUUUCGUGGGCUGUCACAACUGGGUUUUGAUUGCUAUCGGGGAAACUUCAGCCUUAUCCGCAUGGAAAUCAGCCCAGGAAGAUGGAAAUGGGUUGUCCCAGAUGGAUUUGGUCACCCGUUCUCAACCCAUAUUUGCCAAUUUGCAGCAAGGGCUUGAAGCUCUUGAUGCAGAAACCGUGGCAGCUGCUGAUCUCUGGCAAAAAAAGCCAUACUAUCAAUCUGACGACCAAAUCACUGGACAUUCUGGAAGCGUCACAACGCGAAUUUGGGCCCAUGCAGCUCGAAUUUAUCUCACUGUUGUUGUCUUCGGAUGGAGGCCACAGGACUCACAGAUAAUGGAAGAUUGUAAAAAAGCAAUCAUUCUCCUUCAUGAAAUCGAUUCCAUUGCAAGGCUGCGAACACUUGCAUGGCCAAUAUCCAUCGUUGGAUGCAUCUCAUAUGACUUUGAAAAAUCAGUAGAGCUUGAUUCGCUCGUACGAAGGUCAGAAAAAUCACAACUGCUCCACGCCAUACGCGAAUCUGGCCAAAUAAUCGACAAGUUCAGAAAAGCUGACACUGUCGAUAAUCCUGAUCUCUUUAAUUUCUCUUGUGCUUUUUUCAAUGUUGAUGAUUCUAGCUAUCCUGCCUUCUUAGCCUAG
Molecule: messenger RNA, 1860 nt
Organism: Penicillium lagena
Lineage: Eukaryota; Fungi; Ascomycota; Eurotiomycetes; Eurotiales; Aspergillaceae
Product: Zn(II)2Cys6 transcription factor
Exons: 1
Coding region: 1-1860 (619 amino acids)
Biological process (GO): positive regulation of transcription by RNA polymerase II
Cellular component (GO): nucleus
Molecular function (GO): DNA-binding transcription factor activity, RNA polymerase II-specific; zinc ion binding; transcription cis-regulatory region binding
Source: RefSeq, a predicted model, not a curated record